AUGGAUGCAAAUGAUGAAAAGAUUCGAGCUGUUGGAAUGUUUGGUGAUCAGCUUUGUCAAGAUGGCCAUUAUGCAGCAGAUAAGAUCCACAAGAAGGCACGUAACAUCGAUGAACGUCGCGAGGCUAACCGAGAAAGAGCUCAGGCUUUACUUGGCAAAUUGAAAGACGCUCUUGCAUUGCAGCAGUUCUUAUCUGAUUGCGAAGAAUUGAGAGAAUGGAUUGAGGAGAAGAUGAUUCGCGCUCAGGAUGAGACCUACAGGGAUGCAAAAACCAUAACCUCCAAAUUUGUUCGCCACCAAGCCUUCCAAAGCGAACUUCAAGCCAACAAGGAACGUCUGGAUCAACUCCAACAUGCAGCUAUUGACCUAGGAGCGGAGAAGCCAGAAUUUACUGGCACUAUCGAUCCCCAAAUCACCGAGUUAGCUCAUCAGUGGGAGCAACUCGAAAAGACCACUGAAGAAAAGGGACAAAAACUGUUUGACGCCAAUCGCCAACAACUUUACGUACAGAGUAUCGCUGACAUGAAGGAAUGGGCCAGCCAGUUGGAGAAGGAGAUGACUCGUGAGGACCAACCAGCUGAUCUUACCACUGUCAAUGUUGCUAUGCAAAAGCAACAAAUGAUUGAGACCGAAAUGAUUAAAAAAGCCCACCACAUUGAUCAAUUAAUGGAGAUGGAGCCUCAACUGGAGGAAAUGCACCCGGAUGAA
This is a messenger RNA of Strongylus vulgaris, 708 nucleotides long. The record is from the annotation of a GenBank genome assembly. Lineage: Eukaryota; Metazoa; Nematoda; Chromadorea; Rhabditida; Strongylidae.